CCGCGGUGGCUGUAGCAAUGGCGGCGACGUCGUAGCUGAGCGUGUGUGGAAGCGGCCGGCGGCUGAGGCGAAAGUGGCGGGACGGGCUCGAUGAGGCAAUAGGCGGUGCUUAGAUCGAAGCCCUUUUGUCAAGUCUCGGCUUCCUUUCCGGCCUUCCAGGAGAUUUACAGCGCGAGCCUCUGCACUCCGAAGCAAGCCCUACUGGGCCGAGUCCUCCUCUCUCCCCGGAAUGUAUGUGUACAUUUGAGAGGUGAUCUUGGUAGAUCUAGUGGAAAAUUUGAUUACAUGGAAGAAGAUCUCGCAAUAAAGACUGAACCUGCAAACAGCUUUUCAACAUAGCACAGUCAGUACUUCAAUUGGUGACGUGUCGCAUGUUCAUAAUAUCUACCAUUUGUAACUCUUUCACAUGAAAAUGGCAUUUCGGUUCAACUUUUCUAUAGAAAACAGAACAGAGGUUCUUGGGAAUGAAAAGUUACAGCAAGAAUUGGGCCAAGAAAAUCAAGAAGACUUUCCAGCGAAGAGCAAAGAGGUUUCCAUAGAAAAAAAUAUAUUAAACCAGGAGCCUUUAGCAGAAACCCCUGAUAAUGUGGCAGGCCAGUGCUCUUUGAGUAAACUUGAAGACACGACUUUGCCAAAGAAACACUUCUGCCCACAAUCAGCCAAGGAACAUAAUGUUCCCAAAGAUGUUAACAAAGUCUUAGAAAAUAAAAUUAUAAGGACCCUACCAGGCACAUGUCAUAUAAAUAUUUCCGUGGUGGAGGCAGCAGAACUCUCAGAUGGCUCCCUAGGGGAAGACAUGGUGUCUAAAAGUAUUUCUUCUCACUCUGACCUAAUUACAGGUGUCUAUGAAGGAGGUCUAAAAAUCUGGGAAUGCACAUAUGACCUCAUGGAUUAUUUGUCAGAAGCUGACAUUCAGUUUGCACACAAGCUAGUUUUGGACCUUGGCUGUGGGGCAGGAUUGCUUGGAAUAGUUGCAUUAAAGGGAAACGCUGAAGGAGUCCACUUUCAGGACUUUAACAGCACAGUGAUUGAAGAAAUAACACUGCCUACUAUACUAGUUAACUGUGCUCAUCAGGAUGAUGAUAUCAAGGGAUUUACUGAGCCUUGUCUAAAACGACGCAAGAAAGGAGACUUCACCCAAGAUUUGCUUCCUAAAUGCAAAUUCUUUUCUGGAGAAUGGUCAGAAUUCAGUCAACUGUUAAGCAGCAAUAAGCCCUUCACAAAAUAUGAUCUCAUACUCACCUCAGAGACUAUUUACAAUCCCAAUUACUAUGAGGCUUUGCAUGAUACACUUUCAAGAUUACUAGAAACUAAUGGCUAUGUAUAUUUGGCCAGUAAAGCACAUUAUUUUGGAUGUGGAGGUGGGGUCCUACUUUUUACAGAAUUCAUUGAAAAGAAAAAUGUGUUUAAAUCUAGAAUUGUUAAAGUGAUUGACAAAGGCCUAAAGCGUUUCAUUAUUGAACUGGUAUUUAAAGAUUCUUGCUAGCAUAAUACUUGCUCAGGAUAGUAAUAAAGAUAUGAUUUUGUGUUCUUCUGACUCCUUUGGUAAAUUGCUAGUGUGUUUUGUUCUUGACUCAUCUUUGUGCUUUUCUUGCAUGGCUCCUUUUUUGCCCCCCUCCCCUCCCCAGUCUUGCUGCUCGCUGUGUUCUGCCACCCUAGAGGUCUCGUCAGAAACCCCCAAAUCCUGAGAUCACAAUUUAUUCUGAACUAGCUAUAAGUGCCCAGCAUUGCUCUUUGUUUUGUGGCUAUAUCUGCUGUAUAUCUGCCUGUCUGUCUGCACGGGGUGGUUGUCGGGGUUCCCAGGUACCCUAUGUUACUAGUGGAGUCCCAAGAAGUCACUUUGCAAAGUUCAUUCCUCAUAGUUCAAAGGGUGUGGGAAAGUAUAGGGAAAACACAGACAAACAGAGGCUAUACCCACUGUAUGCUCCUCUGUCUGUGCAGUGUGGUUGUCAGGGUUCCCGGGUACCCUGUGUUACCUGUACGGUCCUAGUAAGUUGCCUUGCCAAGUUUGGUCCCGAUAGCUCAGAGGGUGUGGGAAUGUAUAGCAGACAGACAGACAGACAAAUAUUCAACUUUAUUUAUAUAGAUACUAAAUCAGAGCUCCCUUCGUACAAUUAUUUGGAAUUAUUUGACACAGGACACACACCAUGUCUGCAUAUUGUGCUAGUCUCUUAAACUACACAAGCUUUCUUUUCUGUAGAGUCCAAAGGUUGCAUUCUUUCUGGUUCAAUAAAUAUUAUUUCAUAUUUA
This is a messenger RNA of Hemicordylus capensis (graceful crag lizard), 2250 nucleotides long. RefSeq names its product methyltransferase like 18 (gene METTL18). Gene Ontology annotation, molecular function: protein-L-histidine N-tele-methyltransferase activity. Gene Ontology annotation, biological process: peptidyl-histidine methylation, to form tele-methylhistidine. The record is from RefSeq and is a predicted model, not a curated record. NCBI's taxonomy places the organism in Eukaryota, Metazoa, Chordata, Lepidosauria, Squamata, Cordylidae. The coding region runs from base 407 to 1486 and encodes 359 amino acids. The transcript is spliced from 2 exons.